UACAGGUGGCGGGAUGGUCUCGAUGGCCCCCCCGGGAACUCCCCUGCUUUGUGGUGGGGCAGAAACGGGGGUUGGGCCUCCGACUCAGCCCACCCACGGCCUUGAAGGUCUUCCAGCAGGAGAUCGCCCCAGAAACAACAUGCAGCGAAUUCUAGGUGUGCCCCAGGCCCUUGCCCGUAACAUCAGCAGCUUCCCCGGAAAAGCAGGAUUUGGCCCGUGUCUCACGUGCGUGUGGACGGCAUCCCACGCUGAUCCCAGGAUGGCUCUCCUCGGCCACUCCAUCCCUGAACGGAAGGGCGCCAAGGCUUUAUUGCCCCCCGGGGGCAUCAGAGGUUCACGGGCAAGGGACCCAUGAAGACAGCCUUCGGGACGUGCCCAGAGGACAGGAGUGGAGCCAGUAACAGGUGGAAGGAGUUGGCAGCUGCUGGAUUUGGAAGGAUACUGGGAUGGCUGUCGUUAAAUGUUAAACGUCAUUGAGGGACCAGUUAAUUGGCUAUCUGGAAAAAGCGCUACCAGACUCCUGAGUUUGGGCCGCAUUAGACUAACGCAGCUCUUGUGCAGAUGUUUGAAUCGUGCAGAAAACGCCCCCUUACUUUGCUGAACAUCCCUGCUCUGGGGAUUUGUGAGUUCCUGGAGACGGCUCACGUGUCUUUCUUAAGUAAACAGAGGACGCCGUCAUCUUUCUCUCACAGGCUCACGUUUCCCUCAAGGAAGUGGCCGUCAGUUUCACGGAGGAGGAGUGGGCGUUGCUGGACGCGAGCCAGAGGGCCCUCCACCAGGAAGUCAUGCUGGAGAAUUGUAGGAAUGUGGCCUCUCUGGCAGGUGAUGGGCAAGAGAAGGCGGCCUGGGAGGAGGCAGGGCUGAUGCCAUCUGGAGUAAACUUGUAUCAUGUAAAGGAAGAAGAGCUUCAGAAUCGGUGGGAACUGCAAAGAUUUGAGAAAAUCCAGUCAAAUGAUAGAUGGGAGAAAUCAUCUACUUCUCGCCCUCCAGAACUUUAUGGCUUCCUGAGCCAACAAGAUCAAAGGGGAAAAUGUCUGGGUUAUGGGGCGAUACGGAGAGAUGAACCUGAUUUUAGUCAAGAUUGCAAAACCCACACUGAAGAUCAAGAGCGUGACUACAGAGUGCACGGGAACCGUUUCAGCCAGAUCUUUCCCUUUUCUUUACAACCAAGAGUCUACACCGGAGAAAAACGCUACAAAUGUUUGGAGUGUGGAAAGAGCUUCAGCAUCAGCAGUUAUCUAAUUUCUCACAGGAGGAUCCACACUGGGGAGAAACCGUACAAGUGCAGGGAGUGCGGGAAGAGCUUCAGGGUCAGUGCAACACUCACGCGUCAUCAGAUAAUUCAUACCGAAGAAAAACCAUACAAAUGCACGGAGUGCGGGAAGAACUUCAGUGACUCCAGCACCCUGACUUCCCACAAGAGGAUCCACACAGGGGAGAAGCCAUACAAAUGCCUGGAGUGUGGGAGGAGCUUCAGCCAGAGCGGCCACCUCACCGCGCAUAAGCGGAUCCACACCGGGGAGAAGCCCUAUCAGUGCCGGGAGUGUGGGAAGAGCUUCCGGUGGAGUUCCCAGCUGUCUUCUCAUAUAAGUAUCCACACUGGGGAGAAACCCUACAAAUGUCUGCAUUGUGGGAAGAACUUCAGCAAGAGCAGCGACCUUACUCGCCACCAGCGGAUCCACACUGGAGAGAAGCCCUACAAAUGCCUGGUGUGCGGGAAGAGCUUCAGUAUGAGCAGCACCCUCACUUCCCAUAAAAGGACCCACACGGGGGAGAAGCCCUACACGUGCCUGCUGUGCGGGAAGAGCUUCUGCCAGAGCGGGCACCUCACUUCCCAUAAACGGACCCAUGUAUUAGGGGUCGCAUCGCAUGCAUAGAUCGUGGACGGCGCUUCAGCAGGAGCUGCAUUUCUCGAGAUGCAUAAAUUAAUCCACAGAGGGGAGAAACAAUAUAAGUUAUCAAAUGCAGAAAGAUUUGUGAUAAUGACCUUAUUUUGUAUAAAAGAAUCUAUGUAGGUGUGAGACAAAAACUCAGAGAACCCCAAUGAAGGGCAGUGCACAAAAACACUAGAACGUGAGAAAAGUUUUAGCAAUAGUAAUUUCCUUAAUAUACAUAUUAAAAUAUCCAAACCGGGACAACCACAUGUAUAUGUGGAACAUGCAAAGAGACUCGAGUUAUAGCGAACAGAUUUCCAGUAAAAGAAUAUAGAUGGGUGAGAAGCCUUGGCGUGUGGAAAAUGGCUCAUUGAGGAGACUCAAAUUAGUCUGCAUCCUUUCCUAGUAGGAAAAAGAGCUCAGUGUGGAAGAGUUGCUAAAAAUUAAAUGCAGAGUUUAAUGACAUGUGGAAAAUGGUCACCCCGGAAUAGUGCAGCUGAGUCACAAUGGUGGGAACCGGGUCGAGGAAGAGCGAGGAUCAGAACAAACCGAAGGAUGGGAAGUCAAGCAGAAGGUCUUCCGCAAAAGGAAGAGAGAAAAUGCCAGCUCUUGAGUGAAGGUUAAGGGGAAAAG
Python bivittatus (Burmese python) is the source of this 2507-nucleotide messenger RNA. Lineage: Eukaryota; Metazoa; Chordata; Lepidosauria; Squamata; Pythonidae. The record is from RefSeq and is a predicted model, not a curated record.